AUGCCUCUUCUCCUCCUUGUUUUCACCCUGCUCUUCCACCACCAACACAUCGCUGCCACAAGCUCUGCCACGACAGACACCAUCUCAGCUGGCCAACCACUUGGCAGCAGUGACAAGCUCGUCUCCGGGAAUGGCAGGUACGCGCUCGGCUUCUUCGAGACAGGAAGCGAGUCCAACUGGUACAUGGGCAUAUGGUUCAAUACAGUCCCCAAGCUAACCCCAGCAUGGGUGGCAAAUAGGGAUAACCCAGUCAAGAACACCAUUCUGCUGCAGCUCGCAGUCUUCCAUGAUGGAAACCUUGUCAUCUUAGACAAAUCUAAAAACUCCAUAAUCUGGUCUACCGGAGCAAACAUCACAACCAAUGACACCAUCGCUGUCCUCUUGGACAGUGGAAAUCUCAUCCUUCACAAUCCCUCAAACCCAUCAGACAUUAUGUGGCAAAGCUUCGACUACCCGACAGAUACAUUUUUCCCCGGGGCAAAACUUGGAUGGGACAAGGCCACCGGCCUGAACCGCCGCCUUGUUUCUUGGAAGAACUCAGUCAACCCAGCUACUGGUACAUACUCUGAAGAGUUAGACCCCAGUGGUGUCGACCAGUACCUUCUUACAGCACUGAACUCUCCCAUGCCAUACUGGUCUAGCGGUGCCUGGAAUGGCCAAUACUUUGCCUUGAUGCCAGAAACGUCAAAUCGUCUCUUAGUCAAUUUUACAUUUAUCAACAAUGAUCAAGAAAAGUACUUCAUGUAUACCCUAGACGAUGAAACCAUGGUUAUCCGUAAUUAUUUGGACAUGUCAGGUCAAGCAAAGGCAUAUAUGUGGCUAGAAAGCUCGCAGAAGUGGGUACCGAUGUUUGCCCAACCCAAAGCCUGUGAUGUCUAUGCAAUCUGUGGACCUUUCACAAGCUUCACCGUGAGAUCACCGAAGGACUGGGAGCUGGAUGAUCGAACCAGUGGGUGCACGGCAAAUGCUCCGUUGGAAUGCAGUAGCAACAGAAGCACAAGCUCAGCAGACAGGUUCUACUCUAUGCCAUGUGUUGGACUGCCACAAAAUGCCCAACGCAUGCAAGUUGCUUCUAGUGCUACUGAAUGUGCACAAGUCUGCCAGAGUGACUGUUCAUGCACCGCAUAUUCUUUUGGCAAUAGUGGAUGCUCUAUUUGGCACAAUGAUCUGCUUAACGUCAGGCAACAAGAAUGCAAUGGCAUUUCUAGCACAGAUGGAGAAAUUCUUUAUCUACGCCUUUCGACCAAAGAAACUCUAACUCACAAAGCCAACAGAAGAGGAUUGAUUGUUGGUACAAGUUUUGUUGUUGCUGCUUUAGGUUUGUUAGCACUGGUCGUACUGCUGGUGUUUUGGAAGAACAAAACCAUGUUCUCUGGUGGAAUAUUAAACAAUGCUCAAGGUUUUGAUGGUAUCACUGUGUUUGGGUACACUGAUUUGCAGCGUGCAACCAAACAUUUCUCUGAGAAGCUAGGGGGAGGCAGCUUUGGUUCUGUGUUCAAGGGUUCUUUAAGUGACUCAACAACCAUAGCGGUGAAAAGGCUCGACCAUGCUUAUCAAGGAGAGAAGCAAUUCAGGGCCGAGAGAAGAACCACAAUACCCUGGAAUUCUAGAUACCAAAUAGCCCUGGGAGUUGCUAGAGGAUUGGCCUACUUGCACGAGAGCUGUCAAGACUGCAUCAUACACUGUGACAUCAAACCAGAGAAUAUCCUUCUUGAUGCUUCGUUUGCUCCAAAAAUUGCAGACUUCGGGAUGGCCAAGCUUUUGGGAAGGGAUUUUAGCCGAGUACUGACUACAGCGAGAGGAACUGCUGGGUAUCUUGCGCCUGAGUGGAUCUGUGGGGUCGCAAUCACACCAAAAGCCGAUGUUUACAGCUACGGGAUGGUGUUGCUGGAGAUCAUAUCUGGGAGGAGGAACUCACGUCCAUCAUGUGCUUGUGAUGGUUACCAUGAUGACUACUUCCCUGUGUAUGUCGCGCGCAAGCUUCUUCAAGGAGACACAGGGAGUUUGGUAGAUCACAGGGUAUAUGGUGAUGUCAAUCUUGAUGAGGCUCAAAUAGCUUGCAAGGUUGCUUGUUGGUGCAUACAAGAUAAUGAAUUUGAUCGGCCAACAAUGGGACAGGUAGUUCAUAUUCUCGAGGGGUUAACUGAAAUCAGCGUCCCCCCAAUGCCAAGGCUACUUCAAGCUAUCACUGGCACUGGAAGCUCACAUUCAACAUGCUCCCAGUCACUUAGUGUUCACUAUUCUAAUUCAUGA
Molecule: messenger RNA, 2253 nt
Organism: Lolium rigidum
Lineage: Eukaryota; Viridiplantae; Streptophyta; Magnoliopsida; Poales; Poaceae
Product: G-type lectin S-receptor-like serine/threonine-protein kinase At2g19130
Exons: 3
Coding region: 1-2253 (750 amino acids)
Biological process (GO): recognition of pollen; protein phosphorylation
Molecular function (GO): ATP binding; protein serine/threonine kinase activity
Source: RefSeq, a predicted model, not a curated record